AUGGCGCCAAGCAAACUCGAAUCCGAAGAUCACUCCCGCGAUGCUGCUUUCAACAAAGCAAUGCAUAAAGAUUCUUCCAAUGCUGAGGGUGGUUUCCGUGCUAUGAUGAAGAAGGACUCUUCAGCUCAAAAGGCUGCUGUUGAUGAGUACUUCAAGCAUUGGGACAACAAGGCUGCUAAGGAUGAAACCAAAGAAGAUAGAGAUGCCAGAACCGCUGAAUAUGCUACUUUGACAAGACAUUACUACAAUCUCGCAACCGAUCUUUACGAAUAUGGAUGGGGACAGUCUUUCCAUUUCUGUCGUUUCGCAUACGGUGAACCUUUCUACCAAGCCAUUGCCCGUCACGAACAUUACCUCGCAGCCAAAAUUGGUAUCAAGGAUGGCGAUAGAGUUCUUGAUGUUGGAUGUGGUGUCGGUGGACCAGCAAGAGAGAUUGCCAAGUUCACUGGAGCACACAUCACUGGUUUGAACAACAAUGAUUACCAAAUUGAGCGUGCGACCAAAUAUGCGCAGAAAGAGGGCAUGUCUGAUCAAUUGAAGUUUGUCAAGGGAGAUUUCAUGCAAAUGUCUUUCCCAGAAAACUCGUUCGAUGCCGUCUACGCGAUCGAAGCCACUGUUCACGCCCCAUCCCUCGAGGGUGUCUACUCCCAAAUUUUUAAAGUCCUCAAGCCAGGUGGAACCUUUGGUGUUUACGAGUGGCUCAUGACUGAUAACUACGACAACGAAAAUGUGGAUCACCGUCGCAUUCGUCUAGGCAUUGAGCAAGGUGAUGGUAUCUCGAACAUGGUUAAGAUCUCCGAGGGUGUAGCCGCCAUUAAAGCUGCCGGCUUCGAACUCGUACACCACGAGGAUUUGGCCAAGAGACCAGAUGCCACUCCUUGGUAUUAUCCUUUGGCUGGUGAAUUCAAGCAUAUGGGUACCAUAGGAGAUUUCUUCACCAUUGCACGUAUGACCAAGACUGGUAGAGGAUUAAUACACAAAUUUGUUGGUUGUUUGGAGAUGAUAAAAUUAGCACCACAUGGAACACAGAAGACCGCCGACUCGUUAGCUUUGGCUGCGGAUUGUUUGGUUGAUGGUGCUAAGCUGGAUUUGUUUACCCCUAUGUAUUUGAUGGUUGCCAGAAAACCUUUGGUAUAG
This is a messenger RNA of Sclerotinia borealis F-4128, 1137 nucleotides long. NCBI's taxonomy places the organism in Eukaryota, Fungi, Ascomycota, Leotiomycetes, Helotiales, Sclerotiniaceae. The record is from the annotation of a GenBank genome assembly.